Penicillium verhagenii is the source of this 2700-nucleotide messenger RNA. Its product is annotated as WD repeat protein. Gene Ontology annotation, molecular function: RNA binding; protein binding. The record is from RefSeq and is a predicted model, not a curated record. The transcript has 3 exons. The annotation marks the transcript as partial. Gene Ontology annotation, cellular component: nucleolus. Gene Ontology annotation, biological process: positive regulation of rRNA processing; positive regulation of transcription by RNA polymerase I. Lineage: Eukaryota; Fungi; Ascomycota; Eurotiomycetes; Eurotiales; Aspergillaceae.
GCUGCAAAUAUGCCAGCACAACAGCAAAAACGAUCCCGGGCCAGCGAGGCCGCCGAUAAACCGUCGCGACCGACCGAGGAGCGAAAACGGCGCCGGACUUCGGAUGUUAAGAAUACACAAAUCCAGAAGAAGACAAAGGCCUCGAGCUCUGCGCCUGAGACUGAGGGCGAGGUCCCAUCGUUGGAAGUCGAGAAAUACAAGAGCAAUGCACCAUGGUCAUUCUCACGCCCAGUCGGCGGUCGUUACAGCAACGUGAACACCGUAAUGACUGCUGAUGAAGCUUAUCUCUUCAUUGGACUUGAUACGGCUGUCCAGGUCUUUGCGACUUCAACAUCGCGUCUGGUGCGAACCUUGCAAAUGGAGGCUGGACAAACAGUCGUUGGAUACAAGAUCUGUCCCGUUGACAAAGAGAUCCUCUACAUCUUCACUUCGAAAUUUGUCACUAAAUGGAAUUGGGAUGCCGGAAAACGACUUGCUCGGUGGGGAAUAGGGCCACAGACCGUUGCAGUGGAUGUGCCACCAGUGGAGAACGAGAACCAAUUGGCCGUAUAUGCCAUUGUGGCUCAAAAGGACGGCAAGCGACAGAUUUCCAUCAAUGCCUUGAGUGACAAGAAGUCCCCUGGCAUCGUUGUCCUCAAUACCGAUGUCCAGAUCAAUGACAUCAAAGUCAUCCGCGGGGGACGAGUUAUCGUUGCUUGUGAAGGCUCUCGUUUCUUCGUUGGUACCUCGACCGCUCUAGAUCUUGAAAAAGCCGAGUCUACACAGUAUAACUGGAGAGAGACGACACUCCCAUCUCAUACCACUUGCUUCGACUUGCAUCAGACACGCAAUAAGACAGAAUCCAGGUCUGCAAAGGGCUCAGAAGCCCUUGAUUUAGCAGUGGGCGAAACUGGCGGAUCCAUCUUGAUCUACCAAGACAUAUUGAACACUCUGUUUGGACGCAAUGCAGACAAAAAAUCGUCCCCACAAAAGUUACAUUGGCAUCGUGGCGCUGUCAACACUUUGAUGUGGUCAAAAGACGGCAAUUACAUUCUCUCCGGUGGAAACGAGUCGGUAAUCGUUCAGUGGCAAUUGGAUACCGGCCGAAAGUCAUACCUCCCCCAUCUGUCGUCCCCGAUUACCAACAUCGUCAUUUCACCGCAAGGCACUUCCUACGUGGUUCAGUUGGCCGAUAACACAGUCAUGGUUUUGUCUGCGAGAGCGCAACUGCCAUCUGCCACUGUAACCGGUCUACAGCUUAGUUCGGAGGGGGGUAACACAAGGGAUCCUGCCUCCAAAACAUCAUUGAAAACAGUUGCAGUUCUCCACCCGCAACACCCGGAGCAGCUACUUGUGGCAGUUCCUGCCUCGCACGAGUUCAAUCAGCAAGGGUUCCAGCGCUCCAAUGCUGCUGUGCUGCAAACCUUUGAUAUCAGAUCCAACUCUCACAUUUCCCGCCAGGCUCUUGCGCGGACUAACGCAACAACAUUGAAUAUCAGCCCUGAGGGAUCCCCAAUCGUCACCCCUGAUAUUCGGAAUAUGGAUAUUCUCCAGGAUGGAAAAUGGAUGGCGACUGUUGAUACUUGGACUCCCCACCGCAAUCAUAUGGAGGCUCUUGCUGGCGUUUCUUCCCGCCGGGAGAACGUUUUGCGACCCGAGAUCUUCCUCAAGUUCUGGAAGUGGAACGCAUCUUCCAGUAUUUGGGAACUCGUGACUCGUAUCGAUGGCCCUCAUUUCAAUGAGAAUCGCCAAGCGGCGGUGCUUGACUUGGUUGCUCGCCCUCAAUCUCAUGAGUUUGCCACCCUUGGAGCAGAUGCAUUCCUUCGUUUCUGGCGCCGAACAGCUCGACACCAAAGUGGCCUGAAGACCGAUAAUUCAGAGCAAUUGGACACAUGGAAAUGCCGCAACACGGUUGAUCUGACCGGCCGUCUUGGUGACAAUGUGUCGUUGAAACAGGCCUGCAUGAGCUUCUCCGAGGAUGGCUCUGUUCUUGCAGUCUGCUUGCCAUCCGAAUCUGGAGCAAAUGACGGUCUUGUGCUCCUGAUCGAUGUCCACAGCGGCACGGUCCACUACCGACGAACCGGUGUCUUCCUCGGUACUCCUUACUCUGCCAAGUUCAUUGGAAGAUACCUUGUCGUUGCUUCUGCGGGAUCGGUCGCAGUGUGGGAUACCGUCGAUGAUGUCGUCAAGCCAGCCCAGCUACCAGAAUCUUCUGGCCCUGCCAACGCAGCGAACCCGCCCCUCCUUGCAGUUAACCCCAGGACCCAAACUUUCGCAGUCACCAGCCUUGAUGCUGAGAACUCGACUACCUCACAGAAGAAGGGUCGUUCAGCCCGAUUCCACAUUCGGAUCUACGAUCUGCUCUCUCUUAGCCUGGUAUUCCAAGAGACUCUCGGAAGCCCCCCGCUCGCACUUCUGUCAGAUGUAUACUCUGGCGAUUAUAUCGUCCUUGAUGCAUCCUCUGCUGUGCAGCGUGUUGGAUGCUUGGAGAAGGCUUCGCAGAAGACCUCACAACCUCUGGAGGUGACGAGCCAGCUUACUUCAGGACUGGCUAGCAUCUUCAGCCGAGGCACUGAGAGGGCUCCUGCGCAGGCUAUUGAGGGAAAUACCUAUUCUCAAAAUAAGGGCUUGGCCGGCGUUUUUGGUGAGACACCUUCGUUCUCGCUUCCCUCUCUUAGCGUCCUAUUCAGGAACGUUGUUCAAACUUUGGGCAGCAGUUAG